This is a messenger RNA of Schistosoma spindalis, 633 nucleotides long. The record is from the annotation of a GenBank genome assembly. NCBI's taxonomy places the organism in Eukaryota, Metazoa, Platyhelminthes, Trematoda, Strigeidida, Schistosomatidae.
AUGGUAGGGUCCGCAGUGGUUGAGUUUUCUUCUUCAGAUGAAGCUGAGAAAGCCUAUCGAAGCCAAAUUCCUAUGUUUUUAAAUAGAUUUAUUCGGAUUUACACUCGUGUUCCAGAAAACUUCAAACACUAUGCUCGAAGUGUGACUAGUCCUUUUCCUCGUCCCAAGAGUAUACUGGGUCGUUUAGGAACACGACCUGUUCCUGGAAAUAGCAGAAUUAAUUCAGGUUCAUGUAUGAGUAUGACUAAUGACUGUAUAGAAAAUCAACAAGUUCCUGGCAGCAUUCUUCCUGAUGAUACCCUCCAAAGGGGUAAUAGAUCUCGUUGGUGUUUAGAACGUAAUCGAACUAGUGGAGAUGCCUUAUUAUCUGGUGAUGAAGAAGACGAUUUAAUUGACGAAAAUCCUACCAUAGAUAGUCAUGAACGAAAUUCGGCCACUUUCAUCAAAGAACGUAGUAAAGCCUUUAAUCAAAGAAUUGAUAAUGUAGUAGAUAAUUCUGUUGAUGAAGAGUCAUUAUUAUUUACUCGUAAUUCUGAUACAGCAAGGCAAUUCAAUAAUAAUAGUAAUAAUAUAACUGUUACGUCAAGUCCUUGUACUUUGUCGCAUAAACAAGAGGCUGAGGCAAUUCUUUGA